AUGGAGGCUCUCGCGCCUAGAUCUCGACAACGGUGGCUUAUAGGGUCCUUGAGGACGGGUCUCUGUGCCGGCGGUGUUGUGCUUCUGCGGUUUCCUCUUGACAGGUUUGCGUGGCUCUACAUCGGGCUCCUGGAACCGGAUGGAGGUCAGAGCUCCUUCUUUCCGGUGAGAUCUGUUUUCUCUGGUUUUAGCUUCCGUGUGGCUCCAUUUUCACCUCCGUUUGUGUGGAAAUUUCGAUUUUUCUGUGCUUUUGGAGGAGAUAGUAAGGCUAUUGGUUCCAUGAUGCUGCUGGGCUCUGUGCUUGCCGACUUCGGGGAAUGGACUUGGAAGAGUGAGUGA
Molecule: messenger RNA, 339 nt
Organism: Microthlaspi erraticum
Lineage: Eukaryota; Viridiplantae; Streptophyta; Magnoliopsida; Brassicales; Brassicaceae
Source: the annotation of a GenBank genome assembly